Oryctolagus cuniculus (rabbit) is the source of this 5033-nucleotide messenger RNA. RefSeq names its product twisted gastrulation BMP signaling modulator 1 (gene TWSG1). The record is from RefSeq and is a predicted model, not a curated record. Gene Ontology annotation, biological process: regulation of BMP signaling pathway. Lineage: Eukaryota; Metazoa; Chordata; Mammalia; Lagomorpha; Leporidae.
CGCCCAGGGUAUAAGAGACGCCUCCUGGCGGGAGCUGGCGGUUGCCAGCCUCAGCGAGAGCCGAGGGUAUCAGGGAGGAGGACGGCAGGCGGGCCUGUCUUUUUUCAGGUGGCCGAGGCUUGCGGGCUCUGCGCAGAAGGGACGGCGGGAGGCGCGGCCUGGUCUCGCUCUUACAGCCGCUGCGGCGCGCUCCGGGCUCGGCCGACCCGCCGGGAAACGAAGGGCAGGCGGCCUCUCGGCGCACGCUUCCUGGGAGUUACUGAUUAUCUUCUUUGAGGAAUCAUGAAGUCACCCUGUGUCAUCACGCUUACCCUGGCGGGGCUGAUGUUCCUGAUGUGGCUCCCGGUGUCACUGAGCUGCAACAAAGCACUCUGUGCCAGCGACGUGAGCAAGUGCCUCAUCCAGGAGCUCUGCCAGUGCCGGCCUGGUGAAGGGAAUUGUUCCUGCUGUAAGGAGUGUAUGCUGUGUCUCGGGGCCCUCUGGGACGAGUGCUGUGACUGCGUUGGUAUGUGCAAUCCCCGGAAUUACAGCGACACGCCGCCGACGUCCAAGAGCACGGUGGAGGAGCUCCACGAGCCCAUCCCUUCUCUCUUCCGGGCGCUCACGGAAGGAGACACUCAGUUGAACUGGAACAUCGUCUCCUUCCCUGUUGCAGAAGAGCUUUCCCAUCAUGAGAAUCUGGUUUCGUUUUUAGAAACUGUGAACCAGCCACACCACCAAAACGUGUCUGUCCCCAGCAAUAACGUUCACGCGCCGUAUUCCAGUGACAAAGAACACAUGUGUACUGUGGUUUACUUUGAUGACUGCAUGUCCAUACAUCAGUGUAAAAUAUCCUGUGAGUCCAUGGGGGCAUCCAAGUAUCGCUGGUUUCACAAUGCCUGCUGCGAGUGUAUCGGUCCGGAGUGCAUUGACUAUGGGAGUAAAACUGUCAAAUGUAUGAACUGCAUGUUUUAAAGAAGGCAAAGAAAUACAACUCAAAGCCAUUUAGACAAAAUAAAGGUAUGGAAAGUUAAUCUGUUGGUUGCACCAGAACUCCAGCAAGUUAAGAAGACGUACAGAACUUGGAAUGAGUUCCUUUCAAGGAUGACAAGCAGUAAUGUGUUAAAUUCCCUAAUUCUGCCUGCUCUUAGUGACUGCAUUGCCCAGUGGCAGUAUGCCCUUGCCUUUGAAUACGUGUCCAGCUCUGAUCCUAGAAGCAGGUGCAUGGAGAAUGCCUUCACAGAUCUGAGGUUGUCAACAUAUGCGACGCCGUGUUCUAGCUCUACGGAAACUUUUUGUCUUGGAAGUGCUAGUGGAAGCCUGUUAAUGUGAGCUAUGAUCUAUGUGCUGCCCUGGGACACUUGUUACUUGUUUGCCUUCUUCACUGUGCCUUAUGUUGUUUAUGUGUUUGAUAAGUAGAUAUUCAAAUAUAUCACUCUGAGAACUUGCAGAAACUCAUUGUAAAAGCUUAAUUUCAGUCUUUCCGCCCACCCCGCAGCUUUCCUCCCUUGGCCUGCUUUCUGGCUUGGUUAUCUGCCUCUCCCUGAGGCUUUGAAUCAAAUGUGUCUGGCAACCCCUGAUACUAGCAUAACCACAACUGGAGCUACUCGGCUGUCUCCAGACCUGGAGCGGGGCGCUGGGAUGCGUGGGUGUUUGGGGCUGGUCUGGGACUGGAAGCGCGUGGGCUGUCCAGUGGCCCUGUUGAGGGUUUUCAGGAAACAUGAAGCCAUGGUGGGAGUUGGAGUCUGAGGAUUGUAGGGGCCAUCUCCAGGUAACCAUGGAGAGGAAAGGGGAAGAUGCCACCAUCCUUCUCCUCCCCUCCCCCUCAGUACCAGGCAACAUUACUGUUUCCCAACCCCAGUGUCUGCCGAACCUUCCCAGGAGGUGAAGUGUUGGUCAGGUCCCCUACGAGAACCUUUCCGACAGGACCUAGAAGCUAAAGCAGUACAGAAUGACAGCCAGCGUGUGGUGGCCUGGAGCAGCUUGGUGCGCAUGGAGCAGACCGCCCGCCCGUAUCUUUGAGGGCCAGCUGCGUCUUUGGGAUCAGUGGUUUUGAGACUGGCUAAGCAGAAGUGCAGAGAAUGUGUCCGGUAGCUGGAGAGCAGUGAGCCAGGCUUCCUGGCAAAGUUCUACCAAGCAGUGGCUGCUGCUGCUCGUGAGGACUGAUGGGCAUUCAGGUCUGAGGAGAUCAACACAGUGGGUGGAGCCGAGGCCGUGACUACAGUGAGAGUUCAAGUGCAUCACUUCGAGGUCUGGAGACGGUAACCCAACGAGCUGACUGGAGCUUGCUGACCAGCGCAGGCCUGGUUAUUACAACAUGAACAGCAUGGCAGCUGUGUCCAUCUAAGCAAAUCCAGAUCACAUCUGUUGUGGUUUGCUUCUUUCUAAGACAUGUCAAAGCCUCAAGAAUUCGGUGGCUUCUUUUGCAACUGUAACCAAAAGGAGCCUACAUGUUAAAACUCAAAGCCUCCUGUAGCCCAUAGGAAAUACAAAGUUAAGCCUGCCUUCCCUGAAAUAGGAGAGGAUAAUCACUCAAGUAUUUUUAUGAUCUAGCUGGAUUCAGAUGGCUUGUUUUACCUCCCUUCCCAGACUCUAGGAUAAUUAUGAGACAUCUAAUCACUAGCUUUCUCAGUGAAGAUUUAAUAAAAUCAUGGAAAAAUCAAGGAGAGAGGGGGACGAUUACGUCCUCCUCCACACUGUGUAUCCGAAUCAAAAUAGGAAUGCCCUUUCUCUAAAGCCUGUGUGACUUCCUUGGAACUCAUUGCAAGUAUUCCUAGUCUGUAGGUUUGCUCUCCAACAACGUGAAGAUAAGUGACACUUUCUAUAGGGUAAACAGUUGAUUUUUCGUACCAAAAUAAAUAGUGGGUCAUCAUAGCCAAACAACAAAACAAAACAAACAAAUUGUAUAUGGUAGACUCCAUCCUAAUAAUACACACACUGACAAAGCUGGAGGGAAAGGUCCUCAUUCGCGUCCAUUCCUUCGGCCCAUAAUGCUGACGUGGACGUUGAAGAAUUGUCUUCACCAAGAAUUGCAGGGUACACCUGUGAAGUUGCAUAAAAUCCCCUGCUCAGGUAAAUCACUGGCAAGUAGAAGCAUCUCUGUGACUAAACGUAGCAGCUUAAGGGAUACUGGGGAUGGAGACUGCUAAUCAGACUGCUCAGAGCACCAGAGAAACAGCUGGUCUCCCUGUACGGUGGCCGGGCUGGAGGCGAGAAUGCGCCGGCUCAGCCUCAGGAAGAGUCCUGUUCUCUCACAGGUGAGUGAUCAGAGGGGCGCUGAAGAAGAGGAUUCUGGGAAUUAUAAUGGGAAACGAACAAAAUCUAUUUAUGCUCACUGGUUUUGUCAUUUUGUAAUCAUGCAUUUGUUAAAUUUAUAUCCAGAUCUGAUAAUUGCAUUGUGGGAAGUUAAGAAUCUUAUGAAUAUUUAAAAUCCCUUCUCAAGGUGAUGUUCACUCCAGAUACACUAUGCAUAGUCAGCAUCUUAGAUAAUAUUUCAGGAAGGACAAGCUUAAACACUAUGCCCUUCACAGUCACAAACCUCCACCCUCAAGCGUCAGUCCAAAUGUAAGUAUUUAUAUUACAGACUACAGAUCACUAAUUUCUCUAGUGCAUAUUUGAAUUGCAGGUCACCUUUUAGGAAUACCUCUUAGUAUGUCUAGAUAUUUUAGAAUAUAAAAAUAGGUAAUGCUGUCAGAUACAGUUUGUAUUACUCAUUUACUUGAACAGUAGCUAUAAAAUCAUUUGUAAUAUUAUGAUUAUAUAUUUUAAAUUUUAAAGCCCUGCCCCUUCUCUGUUCUUUUGGGUAACUCUAGCGAAUGAUCAAGGUACAUCAGUCUUUCAAAAAGGUGUCCUUUUUGGCAGAAAGCACUGAGGUCUCCUUUCCCUGGAAUGCCUCUGUUCAGAAGUGCCUUAAACAUUUUACCCCCUCUUUGUGAACGCCUGUAAAGCUGAGAGGGCUCUCGUACUCGAGAGAAUUUUUUCUAGAAAUUUGCAGCCAGCUGCUUCAUUUCAGCUUCACUGUUUUUUCAAAGAAAUUUCAGUUCAUUUGUCUUUGUUGUCAGCCUGCUUGCUGUUUUCUUAAUGGUGACAACAAACAUUUUAAAACUUCAUGGUCAUCUUUUUCAGGUCUUCAGUAUUAAGUUUUUGUAUGUAAUAGCUCUUUUCUUCCUCCUACUUUUCUUAACAGACAGUGCCCUUAACUGAUUUUUCUUACCUUGAUCUCUCCUAAUAGAAAUUGUCCCUAAAUUGAAUAAUCUUUUUUAUUCAAAUUUUGAUUAUUUUUUCUGAUUUCUGAAACAGCUAAGAGUUUGCAUAAAACAUUGCAUUUCCAGUUCUAUCACAUAUUUCAGGUUUGGAAUCCCAGAGCUUUUUCAAAUUGAAAUUAUAACAUUUGAGAAGCCAAAAUAGCUUCCCUAAAAUGUAUACCCUCUGUUACCCCUCUAAAUCCAUUCACUUCUAUAUCGAUGCUUUGGUAAAAAUUCUUUUUCUUUUUUAUUCAGUAAUUAGGUUUUUCACUUUUUUUUAGCCAGAUCAGAAAAACACUAGGUUUUAAAUCAGUGGCUAUUAUGAAGGCCUAUAUAAAAGCUCUUUUCUGUAUAUAAAAGCCAUGUGCUUGGUAGCAGGUUUUUCUGUUGUUUUUCCCCAAAACUUUUUAACUAGUACUACGUUCAUAAUAGUUAUACCAAGUAAAAUUAUAUACAGACUAGAUUUCAUUUAAUUAUCACUUAGGAUACCAUAAAAGACAGCUUUUCAUUUAGAACACAGUUUCAGAAAACAAAACUGGUAAGAUGAUAGAACAUUUGAACAAUUAUUCACCAAAGUAGCAUCAACAAGGAGAAAAGAAACUAAAUAUAUUUGGGAAAAUUAUGUAAAUACAAAUAAGUCAUUUUAAAAUAUUGUUUUUAUGAAACCUCCUUGAUGAAUUUUAAAAUCUAUUCUGCAUUCCCCAGGGUCUAUGUUUAUUAUAUUUUACAUGAUCUACAACAUAUAAAUUGUGUUUUUUCUUUGGUUGUCCUUAUGAACCAAAAAGUAUUUUAAUAAAAAAUUGAAACGGG